Molecule: messenger RNA, 3542 nt
Organism: Zootoca vivipara (common lizard)
Lineage: Eukaryota; Metazoa; Chordata; Lepidosauria; Squamata; Lacertidae
Gene: NGB
Product: neuroglobin
Molecular function (GO): oxygen binding; heme binding
Source: RefSeq, a predicted model, not a curated record
GCGGAAGCUGAACUUGUGAACAUGCCCUUUAGACUCCUGAAGUACUUCGAGCCUUCUCUUGGCAGGGAUGCAGAAAGCUUCACUUACAUGUUUGGGACUUGUUAAAACCACAGAGUGGGGGCUGGGGGAAAGCUGGAUUCCCUUGACUUAAAGGUGCGAGGCUGGCAACGUAGGAGCCUAAGUUGGGCGCUGCCCCUUUAAGAGCUCUUGCCAUGAUCUUCCUGCUGGGAGCUGAGAAGGUGCUGCCGCGGUGAGGAGGCGGCGCGGCCAGAGUUGGCCCUUGGAGACCAGACCCGGGAUUGAGGAAGGCAGGAUCCCACCCCCUCUGCGGCUGCCGCGAGCAACGAUAUGGCGUUCCCCUGGGGCACUCGGAGUCCUCUUCAGUCCAGCCGAGGGGAUCUUCCUCAAGCCAACCACGAGGCGCCCUAAGGAGUAAGUAGUCAAGGCGCGGACUCGGCGCUUCUGCCUGGCGCAACCGAUUCCGCCAUGGGAGCGCAAGUCUCGAGCGCAAGGGGGAUCUGAAGUGCCUCGCGAGGCGCGGAUCGAGCUCCGGGCGCCUGGGAUCGCCCCGGGAUCCGGGCCACACCACCUGUUGCUCCGAGCGCACAGCCAGCAUCGCCGCGCGUCCGGGAGGGGGCGGCGGCUGCUGCUGCUUCUGCUGCUCUCCAAGCGGCACUGCGCCUCCAGUUGCGCCUCUCCGGGAAAAUGGAGAGCGACGGACUUUCCAGCGCGGACCAGAAGCUGAUCCGAGAGAGCUGGGAGAAAGUGAACAGCAGCCCCAUCGAGCACGGCUUGGUCUUGUUUACCAGGCUUUUUGAUUUGGACCCUGGCCUCUUGUCCCUUUUCCAGUACAACUGCAGGAAGUUCUCUACUCCUCAGGAGUGCCUCUCGUCACCUGAGUUCCUGGAACACAUUAGAAAGGUAAUGCUGGUAAUAGAUGCAGCUGUGACUCAUUUGGAGAACUUGCACUGCCUGGAAGAAUACCUUGCCAACCUGGGUAAGAAACACCAGGCAGUUGGUGUGAAGGUGGAGUCUUUUUCGGCUGUCGGCGAAUCCUUGUUGUAUAUGCUGGAAAAAUGCCACGGUCCCGCUUUCAAUGUGAAUGUGCGUGAGGCCUGGACCAAGCUGUACAGCGUUGUGGUAAAAGCCAUGAGCUGCGGCUGGGAUGUUCCCAGAAAAGUGGAAUAAACCUGGACCCAGGAUGCUUAAGUGGGAACAGCUCCGAGGAGAAAGCAAGCUUGCCUUUCUAGCUCUGUGUAUUUCAGAGUAAUCUCAACAUUUCUCUCUCUCUCUCUCUCUCUCUCUCGUUUUUUUUCUUGCAUUCCCCAUCUUUCUUGUGGUAAUGUGAUGACGCUCCCAUAUUUCAGUGUUGCAGUUCCAUGUAUCUGUUUGCAGGGGGCAAAAGAGAGCCAAGCCGGAAUUAAAAGCUGAAAUGCCAACUGCAGCUAGCGGCUUUCCUUCCAAAAGGCACGUUACCAUUCUCUUUAUUUCCCCACUGCCUUUCGAAGAGUAAUUACAAAGAUUUCUUAGCGCAGAAGGAUGAUUGUACUAGCUCCCCCCCCCCCUUGAGAUUGUGAGCCUGCGAUUGUUUCAGUGAAGCUAAGCAGGAGUGUGUGUAUUUCCUUGGGGUUAUCCAAGCAGUGUAGCUUCCCCCUGCCUUUUAAAGUGGGUUAAUUCUACAGCAAGGCUCCUGUUUGUAUGCCUGAGCUGCUAGAUGGUUGGAUUUUGAAAUGCUUGGCCACAAGUUAUAACUUGAAAGCCAGUGGGGGAAUGCAGCAGCUGCCAGUUCCGUGAGCUUGUGGAAAUAAAAUAUUGUAGUGAAAUUAGUGACAGAUGCGGCUUUUAUCCUGGGGAAAGCUUCCAAAAUUCAUCCUGGAUUCUGGCCAAAGGAGAGUCUGUAGAAUAAAAUCCAUUUCUGGGCAACUGCUUUGCUGCCAUUCCUCCCCUCCCCAGCCAUAGCCUCCCAGGUGCUUGGCAGAAUUCUCCUUGCUCUUUGCCCGAAUCUUAAUGAAAGCAAGUUAGUUCUUGGGGUUGUUUUGGAACCCUUUUUUUUGGGGGGGGGAGAGUGGGAAACCUAGAAAAGAAAUUUUUUGGUGUGGUGGAUGAACAUUUAAAACUCCCCACCCCUUGCUUUUCAAUGUAGGUGCAGAUAAGGCCCUUAGGAAAACUUGGUGGGCCAGGUGUGGCCUGGUUGUCUCGAGAGGAGGCAGAGGGGCUGUGCAUUGUCCUGGUAUGGACAGACCUUCUUGAUGAUUGACAGGGGUUCUUGUGGUUCCUCUACUUCAUCUGCUAUCUUAUAGGUGGCCUAGGAAAACUGAUUAGGCAGUGUGAAUGGUCCCACUGUCACCAUUGGUAGAGAAUGACCAGUGGUUCACAUUGGGCCCAUGAGUUUAGCAGGCCCAACCGUCAAGGCCUGGGAGCCCUAAUUAGGCCCAUGGCUGGAGGCUCCCUGUCCCAGUAGUGACAAACAAUUUACUGGGCCUCUAGGAAGCCAUUUUUUUUUUUUGCUUGCACUUUACGCAUGAUCAACAGACCAAAUGCAAGCCCUACCCGGUCAUAUCUUGUGAUUUAUAUAUGAUAUGUGAGCUUCCAUACGAAGUGCCAACAACUCCCCACUCGCAAUCGUUGAGUUUGGUUCACGUGUGAGGGGAACUCGUUCGUUGUGUGUCAAAGCUUAAUUCAGAGAUGUGUCGGAGUUUGUUGCAGUGUUUGUGGGGAGGUGCAUGCCUUUUUCUGUUUUGAGCGCAAUUUCUUUUUCUGAGUUUUCCAUCAUGUCUCUCUAUUUAAACUCCAAAGCAGCUGAGGGACAGCUAUUUUUAAACGUGCUUAGAGCCGCACAAAAGGGGCAAUGCCAGCAGGGGCAGAAAACAGAGAGGCCCAACUGUAGGUGGAGCAAAUGACAGGCAUAGCCAAUAAUUCUAGGUUCCCCCCUGAAUAAUGGUGGUGGCGAGAGUGCUAGCAGCUGGAUAAUAUUUAAAAUUCCUAGAGGCAAACAGAAAGUUGCUUCACAGAAGUAGCAAUUGAGAAAACAAAUAUUCAUGACCCAGACACGGUCACAUUCUUUUGUCAUCAGAAAUGCUUUCUCCUGCACAUAUGUAAGAACUGUCUUUAAAUGCACUGAUUUCAUGCUGUCUAGAAAAGAUAACCUGAAUCCUCAAACUAGGGUUUUUGAAAUUAUUUGCGGCUGCUUUGUAUUAAACAGUUGUGUGUCCCAUGACGUUAUAUAACUGCAAGCCAGUCUUAUAACCAUUGUGACUGAGGCCUAGUUCUCUGAAGCAGCAGGGGAGGAAAUAAGCCUAUUUCUGGGUUCCACUGCUUCAGACUCUGGCAGGGAGGGUAGACUUAUGAAACUGAAUGGUUCUCCAUACAAAAACAUUUGCUGCACCUAGAAAAUUAAAUGCCAAGGAGAAAGGGGAUAGCUUACCCCAACCCCAUGUGUAUAAAGCUGGGCACUUUGUAAGCUUUUCACAGCUCUCUUCACAUUUUGUGUGUGCCAUAUUUUGUUGCAUUCCAAAAGAAAUAAAAAACAUGUUGUUGGUGUA